UUCUAGGUUACCAUACAGAAAAGACCAGAAAUCCAUGCAUCACAUUUUUCAAACAAUAUUAUUUUCACACAAAUUUACUUGAUCCAAUUUGUGUGGAAUUUUAAUUGAAUUUUGGAUCUUCUGGAUGCAUGAUUUCUGGUCUAGGGUUCUGAUCAUUACCUAUUAUUAUUUCUGCUAUUGAUUAGAUUUAUUAGGUUUUUGUCCGGUUUUUGUCGAUUACAUUGUGUUUUGAUUGAUGUGUUUUGUUCAUUGUAGCACAUAUAUGAAUAAUUUGAAUAUUGUGUGUUGAUUGUUAUACCAAAACUUCAAAAUUUGGGUCUAAAUUUUAAUAUAUUUGGCGUUGAAUUUUUUAUUUAAUAGAAAAACACGCGUUUUUUUCGGGUUAAAAAGUUUGGGAUUGUAGGAUUGUGGGAAAAUUAAAUGCUUGAAGAAUUUCUUGCAUUUUGUUUUCCCCGAAAGAGCUGAAAUUAGCGAUCAUCAUGAAAAUUACGCGUCGAAUAAUUUGAGUGGCGUGGAGGUUUUGCGCAAUUGAAGAUUGAUCUGAUUGAGAUAAACCCUUGUAACGGUUUUAAAAUCGAGCAAGAUGGGUGGGAUAUGCUCAAGAUCAAGAAAAAAUGAUAAGGAAGAAGAGGGCAAGUUUGAUGGUGUGCAGGUGGCGGAUCCUACGAACAAAGACGUAUCACAACAUGGUAAUGAGAAGCAGAAAGAUAAUUGUAAACAAUCGAUAUCCGAAAGGAUACUUGGUUCGAAAAGGAUGCAAAAGAUUAAAAGCAUAGUUGGUGGGACUCAAGCUGCACAAAAGGCGGCAGGAUGGCCAUCGUGGUUAACUUCAGUUGCUUCGGAUGCUGUACAAGGUUGGGUUCCCCGCAGCGCUGACUCGUAUGAGAUGCUUGACAAAAUUGGCCAAGGCACGUAUAGUAGCGUUUACAAAGCCCGAGAUCUGCAAAAUGAUAGGAUUGUUGCCGUAAAGAAAGUGCGCUUUGUUAACAUGGAACCAGAAAGUGUGCGUUUUAUGGCCCGAGAGAUUCAAAUAUUGCGCAGAUUAGACCACCCAAAUUGUAUGAAGCUUCAGGCUUUGGUUACUUCAAAGUAUUCAGGCAGCUUAUAUCUUGUUUUCGAUUAUAUGGAGCAUGAUCUUGUCGGGCUUUUACAUUCUCAGAAAGGCAAGAAGUUCACACUGCCACAGAUUAAAUGUUAUAUGCAACAAUUUCUUCGCGGAUUAGAGCACUGUCAUUCUCGUGGUAUUCUGCAUCGUGACCUCAAGGGUUCAAAUAUUUUAGUCGACAACAAUGGAGUUCUCAAGAUUGGAGAUUUUGGUCUGGCUGCACGGUUUGAACCGGGUCAAAAAGAACCAUUGACUAGUCGGGUAGUAACUUUAUGGUAUAGAGCACCCGAACUUCUAUUUGGUUCAACCUCAUAUGGUGUUUCCAUCGAUAUGUGGAGUGUGGGCUGCAUCCUUGCGGAGCUCUUUUUGGGAAGGCCCAUCAUGCCAGGAAGGACCGAGGUGGAGCAAAUACACAAGAUCUUCAAGCUUUGUGGAUCACCUUCAGAAGAAUAUUGGGAAGUAUCAAAGUUACCUCAUGCAACUAGUUUUAAACCUCAAAAACCGUAUAACCGUCGUAUUAUUGAGACAUUCCAACAACACUUGCCUCCUUCUGCAUUGGCCCUUUUAGAUACCCUACUUGCAAUCGAACCAGAUGCACGUGGGACCGCAACUUCUGCACUCUCUAGUGAGUUUUUCACAACAGAACCUCUUCCUUGUGAUCCAUCUGAGUUACCAGUAUAUCCUCCAAGUAAAGAGUUUGACGCUAGACAACGCGAAGAGGAAGCUAGAAGGCGGAAAGCUGAAGCUAUGAAAGGACAUGUGCCUGAUUCUGUUAGGAUAGGUGCUGGAGAAUUGAAAGCACAAUCUAAAGCACAGGGACCGUUGACUGUGAGAAAACGAGAGGCGAAUGGAAUAGCUAGGCUCAAAUUCGCGUAUUAUAACUCUGAGAUCCACCAAAGUGCUUUAGGAACAUUGACUAAUAACCUAAAAGACGACGCGAUUGGCACAAGUUUAAGGAUGGUACUUUUAAACAUGGAUCCUGCACAAAAAAGACCAAUGACCAACAUGCAUCCGGCACAAGAAUCCGAAUCCACCAAGAACAAUAAUGGGCACAGCAAAAACACCUUGGGCCACGCAAAGAAGAUAAGCAGGGUUUAUUCUGGGCCGUUGAUUCGUCCAGGAGGAAAUACAGAAGACAUGCUUAAAGCACAUGAAAGACAUAUCCAAGCAGCAGUUAGGAAAGCGCGUGCAGAGAAGGCCAAAGGUAGACUGGCAUGACAAUUUGUUGUGAUCUGAUGCUAACUGGAAGUCAAAUGAUGAUGUUUGAGCCUGAAGUGAGAAGCGUUGUUGCUGGCUUGCUGCAAUAACACAUGAAGUGAAAUCGAGUGAAGAUAUUAAAGGGUUGAUGAUGUGGCAUUCACGACGGGAUCACGUAAAACCACAUAAAGAGCAGCAUACCGUCGUAAAGUACAGAUAUUGAAUCACAUUUGACAAUGAGAGUCGGCGGCUUUGCAGUUGAAAUGAACUCUAAAUUCAAAUUCUAAUUAAAGCAAAUGUAACAUUUUUUGUAGAAUUAUUUGGUCAUUGUUUAUCCUGAUAAUUUUAAACUCUAAAUUCAAAUUCUAGUCACACUGUUUCAAA
This is a messenger RNA of Helianthus annuus (common sunflower), 2686 nucleotides long. RefSeq names its product probable serine/threonine-protein kinase At1g09600. The record is from RefSeq and is a predicted model, not a curated record. Gene Ontology annotation, cellular component: cyclin-dependent protein kinase holoenzyme complex; nucleus. Gene Ontology annotation, molecular function: ATP binding; RNA polymerase II CTD heptapeptide repeat kinase activity; cyclin-dependent protein serine/threonine kinase activity. NCBI's taxonomy places the organism in Eukaryota, Viridiplantae, Streptophyta, Magnoliopsida, Asterales, Asteraceae. Gene Ontology annotation, biological process: protein phosphorylation; positive regulation of transcription elongation by RNA polymerase II. The transcript has 8 exons. Bases 584 to 2323 code for a protein of 579 amino acids.